AUGUGUCAUCUUUCGGUUGGGAUAGAACACAAGGCUUAUUGGGCAGUCAGAGAAAUGAACAUGAAGCCUUCGGCCCGUGAAGAGGAAAGGAAGCUGCAACUGCAAGAACUGGAGGAGUUGAGACUCGAAUCUUAUGAUGCUGCAAUGUGGUACAAGGAAAAAAUCAAGUUGUGGCACGAUAAAAAUCUCCGGACGAAGGAACUGCAGGUUGGGCAGAAAGUACUCCUUUUCCAGUCUAGGCUGAAGCUUAUACCCGGGAAACUGAAGUCUAAGUGGACAGGACCUUACACAAUUGUGAGCCUCAUAGACAAUGGAGCCGUGGAAAUUCAGGGAUGUACACCUAACUCUAUCUCUUUUCUUGUUAAUGGUCAUAGAGUCAACAGGUUUAGGGAUAGCUCGGAGCUGUGUGUGGUGGAAGAAGUUCCACUGCGCAUGUUCCCCACUAUCGCCUAG
Messenger RNA from Salvia splendens (bonfire salvia), 453 nucleotides. RefSeq lists its product as uncharacterized. The transcript has a single exon. Bases 1 to 453 code for a protein of 150 amino acids. Lineage: Eukaryota; Viridiplantae; Streptophyta; Magnoliopsida; Lamiales; Lamiaceae. The record is from RefSeq and is a predicted model, not a curated record.